Molecule: messenger RNA, 3959 nt
Organism: Gopherus evgoodei (Goodes thornscrub tortoise)
Lineage: Eukaryota; Metazoa; Chordata; Testudines; Testudinidae
Gene: ELN
Product: elastin
Exons: 38
Coding region: 61-2922 (953 amino acids)
Molecular function (GO): extracellular matrix structural constituent
Source: RefSeq, a predicted model, not a curated record
AAAGCAGCAAGAGAGAGAAAUUAAAAAGGGAAAAAAGCCCAAUAGCCUGGAGAGACUUGUAUGUUUGCCCUUUGUAAUGACGUAGUGUCCUGUGCCUCUCCCCUCAUUCCCUUCCCCUCCCUUCGGCCAGCCCCCACCCCUCGCCCCUCACAGCCUUGGAAGCCACAGUUAAGCGGCUCUGGGAUAAAACACACUGGCUGCAGGAGGACUGGGGCAUUGCUUCAAGAGAUGGCAAGGCAGCUGGCUGCAUCCCUCCUUCCCGGAGUCCUCCUCCUCCUCCUCGCCAUCCUCCCGACUUCUCGGCAAGGAGGGGUGCCUGGUGCUGGAGCGGGAGUUCCGGUUCCUGGAUAUUACCCAGGAGCUGUUGGGGUUGGAGGCCUAGGGGUUGGAGCUGGACUCGGAGGUGCAGGGCUCGGUGUUGGCGCGAAACCUGCCAAGCCAGGCCUCGGGGGACUUGGCGCACUUGGCCUGCAGCCAGGUGGUGUAGUCCAGCCAGGUUUCUACCCGGGCGGCCUCUACCCGGGGGCUGGGCUGGGAGCCUAUAAAGCUGCUGCAAAAGCUGGUGCUGGUGUGGGCGGAGUCAGCGGUGUGGGUGGACCCGGCGGUGUUGGGGUCUCCACAGGUGCUGUAGUGCCCCAGGUUGGGGUGCAGCCAGGAGUAGGCGCUGGAGGGAAACCUGCCAAGGUACCAGGUGUUGGCAUUCCAGGUGUGUACCCGGGCGGCGUGCUUCCAGGAACAGGGGUCCGUUACCCUGGCAUAGGCGUCCUGCCUGGUGUGCCCAUUGGGACUGGAGUCAAGGCAAAAGCCCCAGGAGCAGCAGGAGCCCUUGCAGGAAUUCCCGGAUUUGGAGGCUUCGGGGGCCAGCAGCCCGGCGUCCCUCUGGGAUAUCCCAUCAAACCCCCCAAGCUCCCAGGUGGCUAUGGGCUGCCCUACAGCACUGGAAAGCUGCCUUACGGGUACGGACCAGGCGGGCUAGGUGCUGGUGCUGCGGGAAAGGCAGGAUACCCCACAGGGACAGGAGUUGGAGCUCAGGUAGCAGCAGCUAAAGCAGCAGCAAAAUAUGGUGCUGGCGUCGUGCCUGGUGCUGCUGGCAUCCCCGGAGUCGGAGGUCUCGGAGGCCUGGUGCCCGGAGUUGGGGGUCUCCCUGGAGUUGCAGGUGUCCCUGGGGUUGCAGGGGCUGAAAGCCCAGCGGCAGCAGCGGCAGCAGCAGCAGCAGCAAAAGCAGCCAAGUACGGCGCGGCUGGUGUUGGAGGCCUGAUGCCCGGUGUUGCCGGUGUUCCUGGUGUGGUGCCCGGUGUCCCUGGUGUGGUGCCCGGUGUCCCUGGUGUCCCUGGCGUGGUGCCUGGUGUCGGCGGUGUCCCAGGAGUUGGAGCUGGAAUACCAGCAGGAGCGGCUGCAGCAGCAGCAGCAGCAAAAGCCGCCAAGUACGGCGCGGCUGGUGUUGGAGGCCUGGUGCCCGGUGUUGCCGGUGUCCCUGGCGUAGUGCCCGGUGUCCCUGGUGUGGUGCCCGGUGUCCCUGGUGUCCCUGGCGUGGUGCCCGGUGUCGGCGUUGUCCCAGGAGUUGGAGCUGGAAUACCAGCGGGAGCGGCAGCAGCAGCAGCAGCAAAAGCCGCCAAGUACGGCGCGGCUGGUGUUGGAGGCCUGGUGCCCGGUGUUGCCGGUGUCCCUGGCGUGGUGCCCGGUGUCCCUGGUGUGGUGCCCGGUGUCCCUGGUGUCCCUGGCGUGGUGCCUGGUGUCGGCGGUGUCCCAGGAGUUGGAGCUGGAAUACCAGCGGGAGCGGCAGCAGCAGCAGCAGCAAAAGCCGCCAAGUACGGCGCGGCUGGUGUUGGAGGCCUGGUGCCCGGUGUUGCCGGUGUUCCUGGUGUGGUGCCCGGUGUCCCUGGUGUGGUGCCCGGUGUCCCUGGUGUCCCUGGCGUGGUGCCUGGUGUCGGCGGUGUCCCAGGUGUUGGAGCUGGAAUACCAGCGGGAGCGGCAGCAGCAGCAGCAGCAAAAGCCGCCAAGUACGCCGCGGCUGGUGUUGGAGGCCUGGUGCCCGGUGUUGCCGGUGUCCCUGGUGUGGUGCCUGGUGUCCCUGGUGUGGUGCCUGGUGUCCCUGGUGUGGUGCCUGGCGUCGGCGGGAUCCCUGGCGUGGUGCCCGGUGUCGGCGGGGUCCCAGGAGUUGGAGCUGUAAGCCCGGCAGCAGCGGCAGCAGCGAAAGCAGCAGCAUACGGGGCUGGACGCAUACCAGGUGUGGCACCCGGAGUUGGAGGCUUGGUGCCUGGUGUUGGUGGAGUCCUGGUGCCUGGUGUUGGAGGAGUCGUCAGUCCGGCAGCAGCAGCCAAAGCAUCAGCUAAAGCAGCCAAGUACGGAGCUGGUGGUGUCGGAGGCCUGGUGCCCGGUGGAGUCAGAGGCCUGGUGCCCGGUGGAGUUGGAGGCCUGGUGCCCGGUGGAGUCGGAGGCAUCCCAGGACUCAGUCCCGCAGCAGCUAAAGCAGCUGCCAAAGCAGCCAAGUACGGUGCUGGCCUCGCACCUGGAGUCGGCGGGGUGCCAGGCUUAGUGCCUGGGGUCGGCAGGCUGCCAGUCGCAACGCCGGGGGCUGGUAGGCUGCCAGUUGUAACGCCGGGCACUGGGGGAGUGCCAGUCUUUGUGCCCGGUGCAGGAAGAGUGCCAGGCACGGGCAUUAUACCUGGAGCAGGGAUUCCCCAGCUGGGCGUGCAGCCAGGCGCCAAGCCUCCAAAGUACGGGUUCGGUGUUGGGGGCCUGCAGCCAGGGGCUGGAGUUCCUGGCUUCGGUUUGUCUCCCAUUUACCCAGGUGGACUCGCUGGCCAGCUGGGAUACGGUGGAAAACCUCUCAAGACCUAUGGUGGGGCCCUGGGAGCCCUGGGAUACAUAGGUGGCGUGGGCUGUGCGCAAGGGAAGUACUGUGGCAGGAAGCGGAAGUAACCCAGCCAGGCUGCUACCAUUAACCUCAUGAACUUUGGUGCUACUGCAUGGUCUAGAAUGUAAACCCUGAGUAAAGCAGUGAUCCCGCCCCCCUCCCCCGCUCCCCCCGCUGGCCCCCCGGAGGGAACUCCACGGCCGCCCCCUUCACUCCAGCCUGGGGGUCCCCGCCCUCUCUCCAGCGGGAAGCACAGAACAAACUGCGGGAAACAAUGAUCCCACUGGUGCUAAAGCUCCCUGCAGAGAGAGCCAGGCAGGCCUCCGUAGGGUGGGGCUUCUCUGGGCAGGGCCCCUCCCCAGGGGCCCUGGCGGGGAGGAGAUGGGGGCUGGUUUCCAAGAGACCAGCGAGGGGCUGGGCUCCACCUGCCGCCAGCACAUGGGCGAAUGGCCCAUCAGCAGCGCCUGGCUCCAGCACAUCCCAGCUGCUCCCAAGACUCUGUCCAGCUGGCAUUGGUGCCAUGUGCCAGGGACUGCUUAGCAGCUAGCCAGCCUUGAUCCCCCACCUUUGUGUCUGUCAGCCCCAUCCGGGCCUGCCCGCCCCAGGGCAGGGUGCCACGGGAUGGGGUUCGUGGGCUCCAUGCAGGCGGGCAGGGGAAUGCCUCCUGCUCAGACACUUAUGCCAGUGGGGCCAGUAGGGGCUCGUGAGUGGGUUAAAUUCACCCCCGAGUUCUUUGCGACAGGGCCAUCUGAUUGGCUGACCUGUCCUCGCGCUGGAGGACACGACCCUCCCGGUGCGUGGGGAGGGGCUGGCACUAUCAGCAGAGCCAAGUCACUAACACUGAUGGGAUUAGCCAUGCGCCCGCCCUCACUCAGCAGUACUGUACGGGCAGCCGGCACCAGCCCAGCCCUGCCGUGUCUCCGAGGCCCCGCUGGGACCUGCCCUUCCUCUUGCCCUGGAUGCCCGUGUGUUCCUGAGAGCCGUGGGCCAGAAGGAAUUGCACCUCUCCAUGUUACUCACUUGGUAUAGCUCGGGUGGGACAUGUUAUAAAGAGGGAAAGUAACUGCUUCCAAACGACUAAUAAACAAUGACUUCUAAACGA